UAUUUCCUUCCCCAGCAGAGCUCGGGGCCCGGCCUAGCGGCGGCGGCACCCGGGGGCCGGGGUGCAGGGAAGGGCAGCGGCGUUUCCCCCUCCCGCGGCUUCUCGCUCGUUUGCCCGCCCGCCGACACCGCGGCGGAGGAUGGCCGAGGACUCGCCCAAACGGCGCAAGGCGAACUUCAACGAGGCGGAGACGGAGGUGCUGAUCGAGCAGGUGCUGAAGCACGAGCAGCUGCUGUUCGCGGCGGGACCCGGCCGCGCCUCCGCGGGCCAGAAGCGGAAGGUGUGGGAGCUGAUCCGGCACAAGGUGAACCCGGUGGCCGCCUGCCCCCGCGACGUGGAGGACCUGAAGAAGCGGUGGCGGGACCUGAAGCGCCGGGACCGCAGCAAGCUGUGCCGCCUCUCGCAGGGCUGCGGGCCGCCGGCGCCCCCCGCCCUCGGCCUCCUCCUGGCCCCCGAGGAGCUGCCGCCCGCCGCCGCGCCGCCCGCCCGCCGCCAGCGCCGCCCCUACGGCUCCCUGCUGCCCGCCGAGGCCGUGCCUAUCGUGGGCGGCAUCGACACGCUGGAGCUGCCCGGCGCCGUCGUGGGGGACAUGGGAUUUAAUAGCAGUCCUGGCCCAUCUCAUCAAUCCAGUCUUGAGCAGAUGAACCUCAAAGAAGAAAUAGUAGUGAAGGUGGUGGAGCCAGAAGAAAGCUCUGAGGACAUGGUAGUGGUUCCACCUAGUCAAGAACAACUGCCUUUUCUGGGGACAUCAGGCGGUGCUUCCUCUGGGAAAGUAAAAGCCAAAACAAAAGACAGGUGCCAGGCAGACCAAAAUGAAAUGACUGAAGAGGACCUACUGCAGAUUCAGCAGACCCAAAUACAGGUGAUCCAGUCUGGCUUUGACAGUGUCAACCACAAUCUUCGGCUGCUGCAGCAAGGCAUGCAAGAUCUGAGUAACAGUAUCAGCAUCAUGGCACAUACGCUUGUUGCUAUCAAGAAUGUCUAUGUGAAAAACAACACUGGCCCAACCACACAUGCCACUGCAUCUACUCAGACCACAGCUGGGUACCUGAGCCCAGGAUCCCCCCAGCUCUCCCCUGCUAAGGACAGAGCUAGAGCACAGGUGGCUGGAAGCAGCAGCAGAAGCAGCAGCUGCAGCUCCAGCUCCAUGUCACAAGAACCAGGUCCUUCUGAGUUUCCUAGGCCCCCCCUGAGAACCAUUAAGAAAGAACAUCCAAAUGGUUGCUACUACUUCUGCUUUGCAGAUGUGUAAAACUUGAAUAGAUGUAAAAUGACUGUGUUGUUGGGUGCUGAUGUAUGUUCUGCUCCGGCCUGUGACUUUGAGGGAGCGAAGUGGACUUGCCUCCCAUGUUUUUCCCAGUGGGAAACAUUUUGCUAUAGGUGGCAUUAAACACUAAUUACCAGCCUCCAGUUAACCCUGUUGCAGUUGGCUAAUAAAUUUAUUCUCUUUUCUUUA
Molecule: messenger RNA, 1456 nt
Organism: Haemorhous mexicanus (house finch)
Lineage: Eukaryota; Metazoa; Chordata; Aves; Passeriformes; Fringillidae
Exons: 2
Coding region: 140-1252 (370 amino acids)
Cellular component (GO): nucleus
Source: RefSeq, a predicted model, not a curated record